AAAUUUUGCUCGUACUUCGAACCCUUUAUCCUCAAUCGAGAGAGGAAAGGAGGGCACUAGCCUGUGAGUUGUGUCUCAGUCAUUAUACGGAUAGUGGCAACAGUUUUCUGAAAGCUUUUCGCCAUUGAAAUUCUAUAUAUACUUUGAAGGGUAGUUGUAAGUUUCUGUUGCGAUGGUUUCUCUUCUUUCUUCCUUCCGAUCACAUUCUCUCUGCGGGUCCAACAUUCCUUCUUCAAGGAUCUCCGCGAAGCCUAGAGCUGUUCUUACUAAGUCCAACCACAUGCAGGUCCCUUACGAACUGAAGCAGCUUCCCUCCGGGAGCAUGGAGGUACUUGUUCAGAAAGGUGUUGUAACAGAAGAGGUUACAGAAUACCCAUCAGUUCAUGGAAGUUACCAUGCUGCUUGGUGCUGGGCUGAACACUGGCUGCCUUUCUUCUCUGCUUUUGGGUACGAUUGCUAUGCUAUCAGCCUGAUAGGACAGGGGGAAAGUGAUACGCCUUCAGGUUCGAAUGCUGGCACACUUCAGACACAUGCAAGAGACAUUGCAGAUUUCAUCAAUAAAAAUGUCACAUCCCCACCUGUCUUACUUGGGCAUUCUUUUGGAGGGCUUAUAAUCCAGUAUUAUAUUGCCGCAUCAGGCAGUGACCAACUUAGAGAAAUGAAAAACUUGUACCCAAAGCUUCAGGGAGCUGUCCUCAUUUGUUCUGUGCCUCCUUCUGGUAAUAGUGGGCUAGUUUGGCGCUAUCUCUUUUCCAAGCCAAUUGCUGCCUUUAAGGUCACACGUAGCUUGGCAGCAAAAGCCUUUCAAAACUCUCUCUCUCUUUGUCGAGAGACAUUUUUCUCAGCAACCAUGGAGGACCAUAUUGUUAAAAGAUAUCAAGAGCUAAUGAAAGAAAGUUCAAGGGUGCCAUUGUUUGACUUAAGAAAGCUGAAUGCGUCACUUCCAGUGCCUAAAGUGCCGGAUGGCUUUCUUGACAUUCUUGUUUUGGGUGCAAAUGAUGACUUCAUUGUGGAUGCUGAGGGUCUCAAAGAAACAGCAAGUUUUUAUGGGGUGCCACCUGUAUUUGUUGAAGAUGUUGCCCAUGACAUGAUGUUGGACGUUUCAUGGGACAAGGGUGCAAAAGUCAUCCUUUCAUGGCUGAAUGAUUUAGUGAGGUGCGGGCAGAAUGAUAAAUACGUCUUGGACUAGAAGAUUCAGAUUCAAUCCGUCAAACCUUUUCCUUUUACAGAAGUAUGUGCUUACUUUGUCUCUAGAGAGUUGGUAGGAGGCGUUUCAAGCUGCAAGUUUAUGAGCUGGGUUAUACCAUUCCAAUCUGUGCCAUUUAUUAAUGCAACUCCAUUUUUUUGAGCAUUGAAGUGAAUUUUUUUGGCAUGUCUUUUGCUGUGGUAUUUAAAUAAUGGACGGAUUUGAUGAAUCGAACAUCUGACCAAAAAUAUAUGAAUUAAUAUACUAACCCCGGUCCUUAAUAGGUUC
Neltuma alba is the source of this 1474-nucleotide messenger RNA. RefSeq lists its product as uncharacterized. The record is from RefSeq and is a predicted model, not a curated record. Bases 173 to 1189 code for a protein of 338 amino acids. Lineage: Eukaryota; Viridiplantae; Streptophyta; Magnoliopsida; Fabales; Fabaceae. The transcript is spliced from 9 exons. Gene Ontology annotation, molecular function: carboxylic ester hydrolase activity; lysophosphatidic acid acyltransferase activity. Gene Ontology annotation, biological process: phosphatidic acid biosynthetic process; lipid homeostasis.